AUGGCUUUCGUCACCACCCCGUCCUCUCUCUCCUCCACGCCCCUCCUCCGCCACCGCCACCGCCGCCCCCUCCCCGCCGCGCGGCCCAUCUCGGCCGUCCACGCGACGGACCCGCCUCCGCUCUCUUCGUCCUCGGCCGCCGCCGCGAAAUGGAACAUCGAGAGCUGGAAGACCAAGAACGCCCUCCAGCUGUCCGAGUACCCGGACCCGGACGCGCUCGGGUCCGUGCUCCGGACCCUCGAGUCGUUCCCGCCCGUCGUGUUCGUCGGGGAGGCGCGGAGCCUGGAGGAGAGGCUCGGCCAGGCCGCCAUGGGGGACGCCUUCUUGCUCCAGGGCGGCGACUGCGCCGAGAGCUUCAAGGAGUUCAACGUCAACAACAUCCGCGACACCUUCCGGGUGAUCCUCCAGAUGAGCGUCGUGCUCAUGUUCGGCGGCCAGAUGCCCGUUAUUAAGGUCUGGUUCGGAAGCCGGUGAUCGUCGAUGGUAGUGUUGUAUUUGUUGAAUUGCGCGACAAAAAUUGGUUCUUUUUGGUUCUCUGUCUUGGCCUGCACGCGUUGUUGGGUGCUCGGAUAUCUAGGAAUUGGUGAUUGAUAUCGUGCUGAAAUUUGCGGGCUCGAUGAAAACCGUGCCGAUAAUUACCUGGCGUGCGUGGAUAGAUCAGCUUUAUCUGGAAAGAACUCAAUGCUGUGUUAUUUUGUUGACUCCAACUUCGCACCCUUCGAUUUGUUAAUGUCUUCCUGCAAAUCGAAUAGGGCAAUUUGAUUAGUAGAGUGCUUGUCUGAGACUGGUUGAUAUUUUGGACCGUUUUGGUUCCUCGUAUGAAAACCAACAUGUCUUAUUUGCAGCUGAAUUGAGAUCCUCUGCCUUAUGCUUGAGUUCGACGGUUCAUUUGGUGAACCCCAUUGUUUCCACGGUUACUGGGAAUUCUGAUUCUUCAUUUAAUAUGAGGACCUUGUCAUGUGGAUCAUACUGAUUUUCUUGUACUCUGUAGAUUUAGACAACCUUAAUUGUUUUGCCAUUCCCUUAGAGAAACAUUGUACAACUCUAGUUGAGGUGAACCAGGUGUAUGUUGUACUGCUAUCAGAGUUCAACAGUGUUCUGUUAUUGUGCCUUUGACGAAAUGCUCCGUGACUUAAGAGGGGAACUUCAAGUACAUCAACCUUCCAGAGGGUGAUUAUUUGUGACAAGAAGAACUUCAAAACCGACUUUGCUUAAAAUCAAGUGUGUUCAAUCGGAGCAUUUGGAAGUGAGAGGUUGAGUUUGCAACUGAGGGUCCAGGCUAGGGUCACAUUUUCUUUUCUGUUCACUUCGUGCGUGAUAAUUUGAUGAACUAAUAUCUGUUCCUUUCAAAAUGAGGAAUAAAUCAUGAUGUACUAAGAUUGGCUUACCAUUUUCUGCUGUAAAUUUGCGGCCUUCUUUUUUCUGUUCCCCUUUUCAAUGGUGCCUUAGAUGAUCAUUGGAUG
This is a messenger RNA of Eucalyptus grandis, 1463 nucleotides long. RefSeq names its product phospho-2-dehydro-3-deoxyheptonate aldolase 2, chloroplastic-like. Gene Ontology annotation, biological process: aromatic amino acid biosynthetic process. The record is from RefSeq and is a predicted model, not a curated record. Lineage: Eukaryota; Viridiplantae; Streptophyta; Magnoliopsida; Myrtales; Myrtaceae. The coding region runs from base 1 to 474 and encodes 157 amino acids. The transcript has a single exon. Gene Ontology annotation, molecular function: 3-deoxy-7-phosphoheptulonate synthase activity.